AUUAUUAAGAUAGUCUUACAAACUAGUUAAUAUUUCUUGAUAGCUAUUUUCAUACUGGCGUGUGAGUUUGAAAUGCUUUAUCAAAGACAAAGUUGAUCCUUAAAAAUGUAGUGAAAGAUUCACUUUUGGUACAUUUUUUUCGUUUAUAACAAUGGAUAGAAAUUGUACCCCUCCAGCAAUAAAUGAAUUUCCAAAAGAUUUAUUCUCAAAAACAACUCGGGAACAUGGAGCUGUGCUGAUUCAUAUAUUCGUUACCAUAUAUCUUUUUACUGCUUUAGCCAUGAUUUGCGACGAGUAUUUUGUGCCAGCGGUAGAAAGAAUAUGUCAUGUUUUGAAGAUACCACAUGACAUAGGUGGAGCAACAUUUAUGGCCACAGCCACUUCUUCCCCAGAGUUGUUUGUUAACAUUGUGGGUACUUUUAUUACUGAAGGAGACAUCGGAUUGGGCACCAUCGUGGGUUCCGCAGUGUUUAAUAUUUUAGCAGUUACGGCUUGCUGUGGAUUCACUACAGCAGCAGUGGGUGGAAACAAACUAAAACUGGACUGGUGGCCUUUGACAAGAGAUUCACUGAUAUACGGAAUUUCUGUUUGUUUGCUUAUUAUAUUCUUAAACAAUGAGAAAGUAGAAUGGUAUGAAGCACUGAUUUUAGUACUUGUAUACAUUGUAUACCUAGUGUUCCUAAUUUUUGAUAAAUUCAUUCAACAGUUUUUUAAAGAAAAUUUUUGCCAAAACUGCUUAAGUCAAAGUAACACAACUUGUGAUAAUACCAUCCCAAAGAUUAGUAGUAAUUUAGAAACUUCCAAAAAAGAUGAAACUAAGGAUGAAUCUGAAGAGAAAAACGAUAUCACAUUAUGGAAGUAUCCCUCAGAAAUAAGCAAAAUCAGACAGGUUAUUUGGAUAAUAACUUGGCCGAUAAAUUUUGCCUUUUUUCUAACAGUUCCUCAUUGUGAAAAAGUGAAAUCUAACAAAUGGAUUCCUGUAGCGUUCGUGAUGUGUAUUUUAUGGAUUGGUAUGCUCUCUUACAUUCUUUCAUGGAUGAUAACAGUAAUAGGGGAUACGUUGCGUAUACCAGACUCCGUAAUGGGUAUAUCAUUUUUAGCUAUUGGCGCAGGAGUACCGGAAGCAGUAUCGAGUAUAGUAGUCGUCAAAAAAGGAAAGGGUGCUAUGGGAAUUAGCAAUUCUUUGGGGUCGAAUACAUUUGAUAUUUUGCUCUGCUUAGGAGUCCCUUGGUUAUUAAAAGCAACUGUAGUUUCCUCUAAUAAAUGGGUAAAUAUCAACUCUUCGGGGCUUCAAUAUAGUACAGUUACUCUUCUAGUUACACUCAUAGCUUUUUAUUUUGCUUUAACUUGUAAUAAAUUUAAAUUAGACAAAUGGAUAGGACUCUACUGUUUAAUCAUUUAUAUUUUGUUUGUGAUUUUAGCCACUUUGAUAGAGCUGAAUGUAUUUUUUCCAGUUAAUUCACCUACCUGUGGUAGAUAGAACUAUAUCAUAUUGGUAUAUAAUAUAUUAGAGUAUUUAUGAAUUAUAUUUUUCAUAGAACCAAUAAAUCAAAUAUAUUUUU
Diabrotica virgifera virgifera (western corn rootworm) is the source of this 1562-nucleotide messenger RNA. RefSeq names its product sodium/potassium/calcium exchanger 3-like. Gene Ontology annotation, cellular component: membrane. Gene Ontology annotation, biological process: intracellular calcium ion homeostasis; calcium ion transmembrane transport. Gene Ontology annotation, molecular function: calcium, potassium:sodium antiporter activity; calcium channel activity. The record is from RefSeq and is a predicted model, not a curated record. NCBI's taxonomy places the organism in Eukaryota, Metazoa, Arthropoda, Insecta, Coleoptera, Chrysomelidae. The transcript is spliced from 9 exons. The coding region runs from base 152 to 1480 and encodes 442 amino acids.